Messenger RNA from Adineta steineri, 1617 nucleotides. NCBI's taxonomy places the organism in Eukaryota, Metazoa, Rotifera, Eurotatoria, Adinetida, Adinetidae. The record is from the annotation of a GenBank genome assembly.
AUGACAGAAAAAGUUCAUUCACCUCUUUUAACAUUACCAGUCGAAAUUGUGUAUCGAAUCUUGGAUAAUUUGGAUGAAUUUACUAUUUUAUGUUCUGUUCGUGAUGUUUGUCAUCGAUUCAAUCUAAUUACCGAUACAUCUAAUCGAUAUCAAUUAUUCACUACACUUGAUCUAAGCAAUUAUCAGUUACAAGAUCAUCACAUACAAUGUCUCGUCAAAACAUUGCCAAAUACUACCACGUUAACUACAAUCAAUAUCGGUAGUAACACAAAUCAAGAUGGUUUAAUUGUUAAAUUAAUCAAUGCUCUUAAAAACAAUAAAACACUUACCACACUCGAUAUUAAUUGUAAUUCUAUUAAAGAUCAAGAAGCACAAGAUCUUGCUAUUUUGCUUGAUAAUAACAAAGUAUUAACUACACUUAAACUUGGUCAAAAUGAAAUUGAUGAUCUUGCAGUAAAAUAUAUUGCCGAUGCUCUUUCAAAAAAUACGACACUUGCUACUUUAGAUUUAAGUCAUAAUCAAAUUCAAGAUCAAGGAGUACAAUGUCUUAGUGAUGCGCUCAUAAAAAAUAAUACAUUGACAACACUAGAUCUUAGUUAUAAUAAUAUUCAAGAUGAUGGUAUAGAACAACUUGCUGAUGCUCUUAAAAUCAAUCACGCACUCACUAUGCUUGAUCUUACAGGAAUUCAAUUUGGAGAAAUAGGUGCUAAACAACUUGGUAAUAUGCUUUUAUAUAAUAAAACACUCACUUUACUCAAUCUGGGAAGUAAUAACAUUGAUUCUCAAGGAAUAUUAUAUUUAGCUAAUGGUUUGAAAGAUAAUAAAACACUCAUUAAUCUCGAUCUGAACAAGAAUCAAAUUGAAGAUGAAGGUGCUAAAUAUCUUGCUGAUGCACUUAUAAUCAAUACUACACUCGAAAUACUGAAUUUAAGUGAAAAUGGAAUGGAAUAUCAAGGAGCACAAUAUCUCGCUAAUGCAUUAGAAAAGAAUUCAUCAUUAAGAAUAUUCGAUCUUGCAAGAAAUGGAAUAACUGAUAUAGGUGCAGAGCAUUUUGGUCGUGCACUUUCAAGCAACAAAACACUUACUUCACUCGAUCUUAGUAAUAAUGAAAUUAAUGAUCAAGGAGGACAAUACCUUGCUAGUGGUCUAAUUAAUAAUAAAACACUUGACUCAUUGAAUCUUCACACAAAUAGCAUUGGAGAUCAAUCAGCACAUAAACUUUCUGUUGUUCUAAUAACUAACAAAACACUUACAACUAUCGAUUUUAAUAAUAAUAAAAUUACUGAUAAUGGAAUAGAACAUCUUGCUGAUAGUCUUACAAAAAAUACAACAUUAACUAUACUCGAUUUGGGAAUGAAUCAAAUACGUGAUCAAGGUGCAGAAUAUCUUGCUAAUGCUCUUCAAACGAAUAGAACAUUGACAAUACUUAAUCUUCAAUAUAAUGAAAUUACAGAAAUAGGAGCUGGUUAUCUUGCUGUUGUUCUUUCAGAUUAUUCAACAAUUGUAACAAUUUAUCUUCGUUGGAAUAAUUUUGGCGAAGAAAAACGAGAAAAACUAAUGAAACUUGCCAAUGAAAAUGAACGAUUAAAACUAACAGAUGUUUGUUGUUGGAAUUAA